This is a messenger RNA of Didymodactylos carnosus, 1837 nucleotides long. The record is from the annotation of a GenBank genome assembly. NCBI's taxonomy places the organism in Eukaryota, Metazoa, Rotifera, Eurotatoria, Philodinida, Philodinidae.
AGUGAGGAAAGGGUUCUGAGAGCCUUGGAAGUGAUAUUCGUGAUCACCGCGAAAUUCUCUAUCGAAUGGUGUAUGAAGUGUCGAAAAAUAAAUUUCACUGCAAGGCUGCCCUGGGUGCAUCUUACAUCUUUUUCUGCUUAGCACUUUUUUCUCACAUCUCGUCACAUGGUAUAUAUAAAACAAAACAAAGGAUACAGCUAGAAUGCUCUGCAUCAGUUUGAAGGUCAAGUAGAAGUAAAAAUAGUGGAUGUAGCGUAAUCCAAUAAUAGUCUCAUCUAUUUGCAUUAACUAGCGCAAUCGAGAUUAUAAAAAUUAUACGAAUUUAAUAAGUUUUGAGAACUAAAAAUUCAACAACAAAAUUAAGAAUAUGUCGCAUUUAGUCAUCUAAAGUUUGUAUUUAGCCUUUCAAUAACACAUCGAAAUCGCAUCGUAUUGUAGCGCUCUCUCUUGCCCCUAUUGAUGAAAAAGUAUAAUUAUUCCUUUCUCCGUAAAGACAAACUCGUUAAGAGAGGAUAAAAUUUACUGAUAUAAGUUUAUUUAUUCCAGUUAAAUCUAAUCUAGGUUGCAAUAAAAGAAAAACAAGUUGUACAAGACAAUUAUCCAGAAACUAGAACUCGAUACUAUUUUCUUGAUUAACCAGUCCAUAUGGACUCAGGAUCAGGUUGGAUUAUCAUGUCUGUGGUCAACAUAUAUCACUAAAUCUCUGGGUCGGGUUAGGUUGAGUCGUCAUUGUGUUUCACUAGUGGUCAACACUUCUACAUCUCUGGGUUGUGUUUGGUUUAGUUGUCAUGUGUGCCUUGCAGUGUAAAAAUAAAGUGCUUCUGAGGCGAGUAAAUUGGGAAAUAUCUGAAAAUCCAAGUUUUUCGACCCCCACUCCGGUCAAUUUGCACUAACAAGGAUGGGAAACGGUUGGUAGAAGAAAAUUUUGGCAAAGUUUGGCAAAGAUAGUUCCUUCGCUAUCUUUUGCGCCUCACUUUACUAAAAAUCUCCGUUAGGAAAAUCAAUUAGAAAAAACUUUUGGGCUCUUCAUCGAAACUCGUCGGUCCUAAUUAAGAAAUAUUUUCACGUAUAGAUACCGGACUGCGUGGAGAUUCACAAUAUAUAUUGUGUUUGUGUAUGACUUUGUUCAGUUUGGUGAAAAAUUAAUUUUCUCACAGAUGUGUUUUAUCGCUAACUUAGCUAUUUUUCCACACUAUUUCAGUUUAGUAUCAAAUUAUUUUAUGCCAUCAGAUAGAGCAUGUUUUGAAGUAUAUUUAGCACUGUUUCAAUCGAUAACAAGUCGACUUUCGUUUUUUCACCUAAUGCCCGCCUAGAUACCCACUGUGGGACGGAUGUACAACUGAUGACCAGUAGUAAGACACAGCCAGACAUGACGAUUCAACCUAACCUAUUUAGGGAUGCAGAAUUGUUGAUCACUAGCGAAACACAGCUAGGCAGACAUGAUGACUCAACUUAACGUAACCCGAUCCAGAGAUGUAGUGUUAUACGUGAAAUUUUCAUUUUCAUUUUUCAUUUCGUAACAGAAGAUCACGAAAUUCGCGGUCAUUAUUCAUUACUUGUUGCAGCGAAAAUGAAUGAAGAUGGAACCGGUGCUAGUGACUGCUUAUCAAGUUUAUUCGAUCAUGAAAUGAUACCACGUCUUUUAAUACUGCAGUCUGAGCUACAGUCGUAUCAGCUUCUGAAUAGGGAUGCAAUGGUAACGGGUGACAACCGGUUAACCGUUACCAGUCUAACCGGUUUAACGGUUACCGCUACCGAUCCAACCGGUUCUGUGAGUGAUCUGCUUGUUUUGAGUUCCGGUGAUUUUGCAGAAAUGCAUGCACGUGUAUUUAUUUGA